UCCUCCUGGGCCUGCUUGGUGUGUUCAUUUGCCACAUGCUGAAGAAGAAGGGCUACCGCUGCACCACCAAUGCUGAGGAACCCGAGGAGCCUGAGAAAGAGGAAGAGAAAAAUCUGGAUUCUGGAGACAUGAAUGACACCUACAGUGAGGGCAACACAGAUACCGUUGGCCAGAUCGUUCAAUUCAUCAUGAAAAAUGAAGCUAACACAGAUGCACUGGCAGCCAUGAUUUCUAGGAACAAUACAGAAGCUGAAGGUGCUCCUCCGACACCCGUCACACCAGUGACUCCUGUGACUCCUGAAAGCCCUGAUACCCCUGUGUCACCUGGUGCCCCUCUGGGAGCUGCCAAACACACCUGUAAUCACCUUCACACUAUCGGUGGAGUGGUGGGCCACAACAACAUGUGUAACCGCUGCAGUCAAAAGAAAUGGCCCCUGAUGCGACGUGGGUCCAACAGGAAGGUGGAGCGACGCAGCCAUGCAGGAGAGGUCACCGUGCUAGCAGUGGGCAGGUUCCGCGUCACCAAGACUGACCCUCGGCCAGCCCGAGAAAGUCGCAGCCUGCUUGUCACUGAGCCCAACGGAAGUGUUCCCACAACUCCAGUGAAGACCGAGCCUACGUUGAACAGCAGUACGUUAUUACAGCCUCAGGUGGAAGCUGAUAAUAAAAAGUGACGUACAGUCAGAUACGGUCAAUGGAUUUGAAAACUUUUUAAACCAAAUCACCGAGCCAUCACAGCGAAGGGAGGAAGUGAUCGACCAUGGAACUGCAAUUUCUAAACCCUUUACAGGGCUUAGAAAAACCAGCCGGAGGUAAAACCAAAAAAAAAACAAAGGUAAAAAUAUGAAAGGAGAAAACCAAAUUAACUUUUAAUAUUUGAACUGCAGUAUUAGACUCUGCCCUCUU
Trichomycterus rosablanca is the source of this 906-nucleotide messenger RNA. It is a transcript of the gene rell1, whose product is annotated as RELT like 1. NCBI's taxonomy places the organism in Eukaryota, Metazoa, Chordata, Actinopteri, Siluriformes, Trichomycteridae. Gene Ontology annotation, biological process: positive regulation of p38MAPK cascade. The coding region runs from base 36 to 674 and encodes 212 amino acids. The record is from RefSeq and is a predicted model, not a curated record. Gene Ontology annotation, cellular component: plasma membrane. The transcript has 6 exons.